Molecule: messenger RNA, 763 nt
Organism: Triticum dicoccoides
Lineage: Eukaryota; Viridiplantae; Streptophyta; Magnoliopsida; Poales; Poaceae
Exons: 4
Coding region: 1-690 (229 amino acids)
Source: RefSeq, a predicted model, not a curated record
AUGUUUAUAUUUCUGACUACAAGGUUCACAGUUGGUGGUGGUGACCCGCAGUUUGAUGUCGAGAAUUUUCUGAACAAUCUGCGGAACUUGUUCUACUCAUCAAAUGAGAAUGCCAAUUAUUCUAAGAAUCCGUGUCGUGCCCCACUUCCUCCGAAGAAGGCAACGAGCAGGUGCAAUCAUGGGUAUUUUAGUGACCUGCUGAAGAAAAUUCCACCAUCAAGAUUAGAUGUCAUUAAAAAUUAUGGUUGCUCUUUUAUUCUUGAUUUUGACUGCAAUUUUGUUCCAAGAGGGUUUGCACAAUGGAUAGCAGGGAAAGUAAAUCCACCUACUGGUGACAUAGUUCUCGAUAACAAAGUCAUUCCAAUGAGCCCCGAAUCCUUUCAUCUUCUGCUUGGUCUUCCAUUAGGUGGCACAUCAGUUUUAUUUGACAGUGAGGUGACCAAAGCAGCAUUCCUCAACAUUAUUGGUGAACCUACACUUCCUUCUAUCAAGUGGUUUGGUUUGAGAGUGCUGAAGCCUGAUAUAUCUGAUAUUGAUUUUUUGAGGUGUUUCCUUCUAGUUGCAUUUGCAACUGUUUUGUGCCCCAACUCAAAUAUCUAUCCCAGCACAAAAUAUCUAGGGAUUCUAAUUGAUCCAACUCGAGUUACCAACUAUGACUUGUCAAAAUUUGUUUUCGAUUGGCUUAUGUAAUACAUAAGGAAAUAUCAAAAAUAGCCAAAGAAACCUACAAAAGAGGAUGGACUAACAACACUUGGUGGCUGCA